Epinephelus moara (kelp grouper) is the source of this 7852-nucleotide messenger RNA. RefSeq names its product phosphatidylinositol-4-phosphate 5-kinase-like 1 (gene pip5kl1). Lineage: Eukaryota; Metazoa; Chordata; Actinopteri; Perciformes; Serranidae. Gene Ontology annotation, molecular function: phosphatidylinositol kinase activity. The record is from RefSeq and is a predicted model, not a curated record. The transcript is spliced from 10 exons. The coding region runs from base 97 to 1455 and encodes 452 amino acids. Gene Ontology annotation, biological process: phosphatidylinositol metabolic process.
GUCUGCGCGGUGACAUGUGACACAUACAUAGAAACAGACCGAGCCGAGCGGACACACGCCGACCUCUUCUUCUCUGCGUCUCCGAGCCACACCGAGAUGGAGAUGUCAGCAGCUGCAGGUGGCCUGGGGAUGUCAGGUCACCAUCAGGGCUCAAACACAGUGAAGAGGAGGAGGUGGGGAGGUUUGAGGCAGCAGUGGAAGCUUCUGGGCUUGUUUGAGAUUGAUCAGCAGCACGAGUUCUACAGCCUGACCUGCAUGAUGAAGGAGGGAUUGGCGGCAGCUACCCAAAACACCAUUGACAAUGCACCUACGAAUGAACUGUCAGAUACUGACUUCAGAUUAGAGGUCACUCAGAUACAUAAGGAUUUUACAAUGGAGACGUUUGCUGGCCCAGUGUUUGCCAGCCUGCGUGGCUCUUUAGGAAUGACUGAGCAAGAGUAUCAGCAGUCGCUCUGCUCUGAAAACUGCUACCUCCAAUUCAUCAGUAACUCCAAGAGCAAGGCCGACUUCUUCUUGACAAAUGAUAAACGCUUCUUUUUGAAGACCCAAAACAAAAGGGAAAUCAAAUUCCUUCUGGCCAACCUGAAGAUCUACAUGGAACAUCUGAAGAAAUACCCCCAUUCACUGCUGGUCAAGUUCUUAGGUGUUCACAGGAUCAAAAUCCCACACAGGCGGAAGAAAUACUUCAUUGUUAUGCAAAGUGUGUUUUAUCCUGAUGAUCGCAUCAAUGCCAGGUACGACAUAAAGGGCUGUGAGGUGAGUCGUUGGACAGAGCCUGCACCAGAAGGAAGCCAGAUUAUUGUGGUUCUCAAAGAUCUCAACUUUGAAGGCCAGUACAUCACUCUGGACCAGCAGCGUCCCUGGCUGCUACGGCAGAUGGAGAUCGACACAAACUUCCUUCGGAGGCUUAAUGUGUUGGACUACAGCCUCCUCCUGGCUCAUCAGCCCUUACACAAUGAUGAACGCCACCCGAGUCUCUCCUUCGCCACUCUCAUCAUGAGAACAAAAAAAUCUGUGAAUCCAGGCUCCAGCCCUAUCCAUGCAGGCAUAGCUACUGUCCCUGGGGCAGUCCCAGAAGAUGAGUCUGCAUCACUUAUGUCUAAAACAGAUGGCAGCUAUUUGAAGCAAUCACAUGCAGGAGUUGCAUCAAGUGGUGGCACUCUUCAAACAUGCCCAGGGCAUGCAGGACCAGGCAGUGACGCAGCUGAACUUCCAGACUUCAGGGCCCAAAACCGACGUUUACUGCCCAACUUAAAGAAUCCUCUGCAUGUCAUUGAUGGGCCUGAGCAGCGCUACUUCAUCGGCAUCAUUGACAUUUUCACAGUUUACAGUUUUAAGAAGAGGCUGGAGCAUUUGUGGAAGAUGUUGAGACAUCCAGGCCGAUCCUUCUCCACUGUCAGUCCACAGACUUACUGCCUCAGAUUAUGUAACUGGGUACAGGAUCAUACCAAAUAGAACCUGCAUCAAGUGGUGGAAACUUAUCACCAGCUCUCACUGAGCAUGUCUUAACAACUAAAUGGCCAACCAAAGUCCUCACACAUGCAUUGACAUGGAACAAAUUUAUCUCCAUCUAUGGCAUCAUAUUUGUGCCUCACGUAAACACUCGGAGCACUGAAAAAUAUUUGAUGCAAGCAAAAUACAUUGAGACUGAUAGUUUGCGAUUGAAUUUUGCAAAAACAAAAAAUGCUUCUGACUUCAGUUCUCCUCUUGGCUAAAAUUGCAACACAUUGCGACACUUUUACCAGUUGAAAGGGCUGGAGAACUUGAGAGCAUGUAGACUGCAGCAGGGAUGUUGAGAGAGGGUUUAAGAGGGCAUAGAGCAGGUAAAGAGGGGUAAUGAGUGAAACUAAGCAAGAUAGAGACUAUUAUUUAAGUUAAUGUGGAAAAUGGGAAACAAACAAUUACACUGAGCACAGAAAACAUUUUUGUUUGCUUAAUUGGGAUUUAGGGGCAUCUAUGGGCAGAGAUUGUAUUAAAUAUUCAUAACUGUUUUAAUUAGUUUAUAAUCACCUGAAAAUAAGAACUGUUGUGAUUUUGUUACCUUAGAAUGAGCCAUUUAUAUCUCCAUAUGGAGUGGGCCCUCUUCCAUGGAGUCCACCAUGGUGUUCUACAGUAACACAGGAUGGACAAACCAAACACUGGCUCGAGAUAGACACAUUUGCGUUUUUCGCUUUGUGAAAGUGAACCACCACAUCACUGGUGACCAAGACCAAGGGAUUCUUUGCCGCUGUGCAGAUGAAUAGUGUUUUGCUUCCCCACGUGCUGCUGCCAACACCCGUACCUCCACUGUCAGAUGCGAGGGAAGCCAAAGAAGGUUCAUCUUCACACUCUAUGACACACAACUGGUUGAAUAUUGGCAAAGCUUCCCUGCUUCCCUUCACUGGUUCCCUUAGGGACUUGGGUUUGGAACCGGAGGGUUGCCUGUUCAAGUCCCCGUCCAGACCAAAUAUGGAGUGUGGACUGGUAGCUGGAGAGGUGCCAGUUUUCAGGGUCUGAUUUUGGUUUUGGAAAGGGGUCUAAACUUAGAUCUCCUUCCAACCUCUCCAGGUAACAAGUAUCAUUAAAAAACCUGACAGCACUCACUAAUAAGUAUAAUACUUUUAAUAUAGUGGAUUGCAAAGCAGCAGUCAAACGGUCAGUCGGGCAGUCAGGCGUCCGUUUGACUGCUGCUGGGCCUGUUGUCUUGGAACUGGAAAUCAAUGCUGAAAUAGCCUACACUACACUGUGGCUCUGACUUCCGUAUUGUAUGACAAUUCCUGCUAUUGUUUUGACUUUGGUUAUUUUAUUAUAUUAUGUUCCCAGAACAUGGUGGUUCAAGUUUCCUGGAGAUCUCUGAAAAAUCCCCUUCAGCAGUUACCACUGACCAACUGGAAAAUAGCAUGUGAAGGAUAAUUCAUCUCUCCUUGAAGGCAGUUUCCACUCUUGACACUGGAUCCGAUGAUCUCCCUCUGCAUGGCCAAACGAUUUCCACAAAAACUUAUCUAAUGGUAGCUGACCAAAUUCUAUAAAUUGUUUGUGUGGAUUCAUUCCCCAUUGUACCAAUGAAAGCCUCCCCCUGAUGGCUUUGCCCAUCUCUGACUGUAACACCUGUCAUCUACUCUACCUGAAUAACCUUACAUUCAUGAACUGUGCACAGUUCCACCUGUGAUGAGACCCUCGUCCUGCAAAACACCUAUAAGCAAAUGUUAAACAUGCUCUUAUGUCCCUACUGCCAUCCCUCUUAGGAUAGUUCCCUGACCAAUGGUGUGUCAGAGGCACUGGAGGUGGUUUUCUCCAAAACCAAGAAAGUUUUCUAGAAUUUAGACUUCAGAUUAUCGUCCCCAGCCAACAGCAUUUGUUACACUAGACACUUAUUUCAAUAGGUUGACCACUGCUGCUUCUUUCUGCCCCAUAUUUGCUUGAAAAGGAAUGCACUGGAGAUGUGGACUAAAAGCAUAUGAAUACCUCUCUAAGGGUUGGAGCAGAGUCUGCAUUCUAGGCUAUGCAGUCCCAGUAAUUUGAGUUGCUAAUCAUUGAUGAUGAUUGAUGUUGAAUGUUGUACUUAUGUGCCAGAUUACAACACUCAACAUAUCCUCAUAGAACGGUUUGUAUGAUAUCCUACGGAAAUGCAGACCCAACAAUUUGUAUUAUAUCUUACCAAGUAGCGCCCUAUGAAUUAAGUUAUAUCCUUAACAUACAAUUAUAUAAUUAACACAAAGUUACGGAGGUUAGGUUUAGGUCAGUAAAGUUACUGUGGAAAGGUUUAGGAAAAGAAGCAUGGUGAGGACGUACCGUCAAAUGACUCAAAGUUCAUACGGUUCUGAACACACGUCACAUAGGGAAAGUCCUGAGGGAAAGUCCACAGUUUCAUGACCCAUCCACCACCUCAACUUGCCUCCUUACAAGACUGCUCAGGACUGCUUCCUUGUUUACUCCCGUCAGUGCACUGGUCAUGAGAUCACAGCCGUUUAAAAUAUGUGGGAUAUGUGCGAAUUUGGGUGCAUUACUUCUACUACUACUACUACUAUUACAUUCAUAGCCUGCAAUGCUAGCCUCUCUGGUAUUAUUGAUAUCGGCCAUUGGGGCACAAAUAUUGCUCAUUAUGUUUUUGUUGGAAUAAUUGGUUUUAUUUUCUUUGCUAUUGCUAUUAUUAUUACUUGUAUCAGAUCAAUGUAUGAGACUGAUAAGUGAUUACUGAUAAGAUGACCACUAAAAUGAUAGUUCAGUGAGAAUCUCUUACAGGUCUAACUACUCACUAACCUAUCUCCACUGCACUGUGAAUAAAAACUCAUCUGAACCAGCCACAGAAUUGGAAAUAAAGAUCAGCAUUCAGAACAAGGUUUUAUACUUUUACGUCAAAGCUAACCCAAAACAGUGGGUUGUUGGGUGAGCUUAUCAAGAGGUCUGAGUAAAACUAAAUAGUUCUCAGUAAACCUAGGACAGGGUUAAUAACAAUACAGUAUGAUUCAAUCUGCCCUAAUCCCUUCAGGACCUUAGAGAAAGUCUCUCUGGAUGACAAAAAAAAUGAAGAAUUACACACAGGGAUCUGUUAAUCACUGUAAAAUAGUCUUGUCUCGGCACAGAAGAAAUGUCAUACAGAACAGCAGGAACUUUAUCAGUGAACAGGAAUGACAAUAAUACACUAUAAAACUGAAACUAUGGGGUAAUAUAUUUUCUCUUGAGUAGCCCUAUCUAGAGCCUAGUCUGCCUCAUUCAGUGGUACUUGUAAAGUCUUAUUAUAUUCCAAAAAGGGGGUCCAGACUAUCCCUUAAGAGUGUAUCUGUUUUCUGAAGUUUGAGGAAAUGCAUAGAGUCACUAAUCCAUCUUGUGAAUUUAGGAGGUGCUUGUUCAUUAUGAUGGUGGCCUUUAACAUGGAUGUUAAUUCAUGUAUUUUUUUAGACAGAGCUAAGAGAGCUUGUGGGACAUAGUGAACUCACCACCCACACACAGCGGGCAAUAGAAACAACACUGAUACUAAGAGCUCUAAUGUCAAUAGUAACAUAGUAUUUAUAUGGGAGGGGAGGGGUUAUGUUAAGGAUGGCCCCAGUGCGUCAUGGAGUAUGCCCACCCAAAAAAAACCUUGACACAGAAAUGAUGAAAAACAGUUUAACGGUCUAACUCCAUGGUUCAGGGUUACACAGUUUAGUCUUUGAAUAGUCAGUUUAUUUCUCUAAAUAGGGUAUGUUUGGAAAUAUUCAUUCCAGGUGCCGGAGUGCACUCUGGCACAAACUGGACCAUUGGUAAAUUUGGAGUGCUGUUGGAAUGUACCGUUUGGCAAUCCGUUGUACCACACUCUUGGAGUAGCAGAGCGCACUCCAGCAGGGUGAAGUUAAUGUGUGAUUAACUUAACUGUUCGUUAAUUCAUGUCGAAAUAGAACACUCUGUUUCUUUGACCAACAGGGCUCUCAUUUUAGUGAAUUUAUGAAGGCACCAUGUCAGGACACUCACUGUCUGCACACAUGAGUGUUACUUGAAUAAGUAAACCCAAACCAAUGGGACCAGACUAGCCAACCCAUAUGCUCUCACUGGAGAGCUGAAUGGAUGAUUUGACAGGAUUGUCAAAGGUGGGAUGGCUGGCUUUGUGGUCUUUUUUCACUGUUACAGUCAUUAGCGGCAGUAGCUCAGUCCAUAGGGACUUGGGUUGGGAACUGGAGGGUCGACUGUUCAAGUCCAGACCAAAUAUGGAGUGUGGACUGGUAGCUGAGAGAGGUGCCAAUUCACCUGGGCACUGCCGAGGUGCCCUUGAGCAAGGCACUGAACCCCCCCAACCACUCGGGGCAUCUGUCCAUGGGCAGCCCCCUCACUCUGACAUCUCUCCACUUAGUGCAUGUAUAGGUCCUGUUUGUGCAUGUGCGUAUUUCGGACCUGUGUGUAAUUGAUAACGGAGUGAAAAAAUUGAAUUUCCCUUCAGGGGGAUUAAUAGAGUAUAUCAAAAAAAAGUUAAUUAAAAUUAAAUUAAAAAGCAGAAGCAGCAUGUGUAGACAUUCAGUAGGCUAUACCUUUCGUAGCUAACUAGCUAACCCUACACUUUUCAGGGUCUGAUUUUGGUUUUGGAAAGGGGUCUAAACUUAAACCAGUGAGAGCCAACCCAUAUGCUCUCACUGGUUGAUAACUAUACCAAUUUACCAGUUUCCUCUGUAUUGUUUUGAUAUCUCACAUUAGCAAAUACGUAGUCUCUAUAUACAGACUCUACAGAGUCUGUAGGCAAACCCCGGAGAUCUUGCCUCUGGAAGAAGAGCGGAAGAGCCCUGGUUUCCAGUUGUAGGCUGUUUGUAUUCCACGUGAUAUUGACCAAUCACGUUUGAGCCGGCUGCAGUUGUUGCCAGGUUAAACGGCCCAUGCGGUGAACUAACGAGGCGGAACAUAAUUGGCGUCACUGCAAACUCUGAAUCCGUCGCAAUGGUUCAGCAUAUUUACUUAUAUCGGAAAUGGAAAUUCUCCUCCCCCGCCCAUAUCAAACUGGAAUGCCAAAAAAUCGGGGGUCUGCCCCCAGAGGCUGUAUCGCCGUCUGUGGAAAGUCAGACGCCGAAUACAGACGAAGGGUUCCGAGAAUGGCAAAUAUGCUAAAAAGUUAGUGUUACAGAGAAAUCCAAUAUUCCUCUUUAUACCUUCCCAAUUUCUCAUUAGGUGGACAGGAUAACCCUUAAUACACUAAAUGUUAUUCAUCCCUAUAACAACAAAUAAGUGUGUGCUGCACAUAAGAGCAUUUUUGAUGACCACCUCCAUCUAGUCCUUUCGUCUUAUUGCAUUUAACCAUAGUUGUCUUCAUUUUUGUUGACGGGCAGUGGUGGCUGAUAUGUGAUAAAAAUUAAAAUUUUGAGCCAUGACUCCUUCUAUUCUGGCAACCAACAACACAACAAGAUGACAUUUUAAUUUUGCUUUUCCCAAACUUAAACAAGCCCAUUCUAGCCAGACCUUAAUUCCUGUUUUGUACAAAAAACAAAAGACCAAAUUGUAAGUUUUCAUACAUUUACAGUUUACAGUAAAAAUCAAUGAAAUUUCUUGUAUUGAAAACAUACUGAACCGUGACACCCCUGUAUCAUAUCAAACCUAAGUGUGAAAUUUGUGAACUGUUAUGCCCACUAUGUAGUUAUUAACAGCUCAUUCUAAGGUAACGAAAACACAACAAUUCUUAUUUUCAGGUGAUUAUAUGCUAAAGAAAACACUUAAUACGUUCCAUUUUUGUCAAUAUAUCCCUCUAAAUCGUACACACUGGACCUUAAAUUUGAAGUUAUGACUGUCUAGGAUGAACAGAAAGAUGAGUGUUUGAAACAUGUCACCAGUCCAGAUGGUUCAUGUUCCAACAUGAAAUGAAGUCAACCUGCAGUCUUUUUAUUAUGUUUUAAUUUUUCCCAAAUGUGUGCAAUGGAAAGGCAAUAAUUACAGUGUUGUCUGGUAAUGUUUUUUAUUGCCAGAAAUCUCCAGGUCAGCUUUUAUUUGCUUACCAUUUCUUGAUUUGUAACCUUUUGUGUGUUGAUUAUACAGUUUAACUGGUUAUAACUGUAAAGACUUGUGCUUUCACUUUAUCUUGGAAAAAAAUUGCAAUUUUUAUUAUUUAUUAUUUUUUGACAUGAUCUCAUCUCUGUAAUGCAGCAGUGCCUCUUUAGAAUAUGAUACUUACCAUUAAUCCACCUUUAGCCUGGGAAUAUUAUGAAAAUAACAAAAACGAACUUAGUUUAAAACUUAUUAUGUUUGCUUCACUGACAAGUAAGAUGUAUAUGCUGAUGUAUGAAUGUCUAAAUACAAAGAUAAAACUGUAAUACUACUCUUUCUUUGCAAUUUAACAUUAAUGUAAUAGAUGGUUUUACCUUAUGUCUGUGCAUACUGGGAAAGGUAUCUGCUGUAACCUUUGCCUAAUGGAUAAAUGAUGUGU